AUGAACACACGCUACCCCCCGCCCAUCGGGCGAAGUCGGGUGUUUAGGAAGGACGCAGACGGCGGCCGAGCCCUCAAACCCCGGACCUCCGACGCCGGGGCAGCCCUCACCUGCAGUUCUGUGGGGGAAGGCUCCCCCGCUGUCCGAGGGCGGGGCGGCUCGGCCGGCUCGGCCCCCAGGGGGGCGUCGGGGACCAGGGCGCACACGCCAGCAUCCUGCGGGGGGGAGCCAGCGGGGGAGGGGGUGAGACCGCCCGGGGAAAGCCGGGCCUCAGCCGGGGCAACGCCACAGACUGGGCAUCCGGCUGGGCCCAGAGGACGGGACGGGGACGCCGGCCAGAGGGGGGUUCGCUCGACCGAGGAUGUGUUUGGUGGAGACGGAAGCUCGCGGCGUUUCCUAGGGCCCCCCCACGUCCUGGGGAGGCGGCUCGGGGAGAAGCCUAUGAACCCCACGGGCUGCUGCCGCCUCGCCUCAGACGCCCAGCUCAGGGCCCUGGGCCUCCGACCGGAGGCUCGUACCCACCACCCACCCCUGGGCCCUGCGGGACCUCGGGCUGCGCCGGCCAGGCGGGGGGACGCGCGGGGGGUGGGGGAACGCAACCCAGCUGUCGGUCAGCAGCUGGGAGCAGCGUGCGGUGACGCCAACGACGGACCCUCCCGCCUCCCCGUGCAUCCCCUGCAGGCGGGCAGCGUGUGGCCGGAGACCCGCCCGCCUGCGCCGGGCGCCCAGAGGCCGCAGCGGAGCACGCACGGCAAACGCAAGAGGAAGGGAAGCGGAUGGACCUGCAGGGAGUCCUGGGGACGAGCAGCCUACCUGACGGCAGAACACUCCCAGGUGCCGACAGAGCCACCGCCUGACCCAGGGCACCCACGGCGUCGGCCACGGCCCACGCCUGUGGCUGGGCACCCAGGCCUGUGUGGCGGGGCACGGGCGAGCCCCGGGCCUGCGCCCAGGGAGCCGGCAGCGGCCCAGGCCUCCUGGGGACCGGGAGCGGAGGGCAGCCCCCUGCGGGCCAGAAACCCAGACACCAAGUCCCCACUCCAGAGCCGCCCUCCUCUGCGGGCUGAGGCCGGGACAGGGGCCCAGGGACACCAGCCCGUGCCUGCCAGAGGCCGGCGGUCUCCACGGAGGUGGACGAGGAGGCAGCGGAGCCCAGCCUCCCUCCGGGAAGCCCUCCGGAGGCAGCGGCGGCGGCGGCAGCGAGCCCGGGAGACGGUGCAGCGGAAGCACGCAUUAGUGAUAAUCCCCAAGGAUCGGCGAGAGGCCAGCCCCACACCUGCCUUCGCACAUGAACACGAGGCCCACGACAGGAGCUUCUUCCCGUUCUUCGUCCUACCUGCCUCCAAAAACCUGCCACCCACUUCACCCCCCAAAAAUAGGCCCAGCCCGGGCUCCUCCUCGGGACGGCUCUCACUGGCCCUCGGCGUCUCCCACACCCAGGGUGCAGCUCAGCGCCAGCCACCGCCCCAGGCCCUGCAAGGAACAAGCUUGCGCAAGUGGCACGACCUCCCCGAGCCCGUCUCCUUUCCCGGACAACGCCGGCGGCCCCCAGGAAUGCCAGGCGGGCGCCGCCGCUCCAACCAGGCCCCGGGGAAGCACUUUACCCAGGGCCCGCCCUCGUUACUCAGGAUCCUUCCUCAGGGACUACAAUCACUCAGCACCCCAACAUCAACAGGCCUGGCGCGCUCCAGGCCCCCGGCAGACGCGAGCGCAGCGGCAGGGCUCCUGAGCCACCCCGCGUGCACGCCGGCUCCCAGCCCAGGAGGAACCAAGGUCCCCGCGGCGGUCUGUUCGGCGCCACGGUGUUCACGCUUUCGCGCUUCUGCGCCGCGGGCGGCGGCGGCGGCGGCCCUGCCCGAGGUCGGCCCCAGCGAGGUCCGGCGUCCCCGAGCGAGCGCAGGAGGGCUGCCACGGGCCUCCGGGAGAGAGCACACGCGGGCGGCGAGCUUUGUGCAGGCGAGAGUGGAGGCGCCGCUGGCCAAGUUCAAUGUCAAUGAGUCAACAACACCCAUUCAGGAGCGGGGGCUCCGCUGUCACCUCGCAGCGCCCAGCUGCCGGGAAGCCGGGGACCGGGCCGCACCGUGUGCCCAGGACGCCUCCCACGUGGAGGCCUCCUGCUCGGACAGACAGGGCUCAGCCUCCGGGCCCCUGCGCCCCGACCCACCCAACCCCUUCCCAGGUGUCCAGCCCUCCAUCGAGCCGGGAGAGAGGCUUGAGGAGGUGCCACCAGGCCCCCCACUUCACCCCCCGGCCAUUCUCUCCUUUCACACCAAAACGCCUGUUCUGACAGGGCCUUCGCCAGAAACCCAGAGUUUAGACUGCGACUGCGCUACACCCUUUACAGGCCCCCCUCUGAGGGCCACACCCAUGCUUGGGCCCCGGACACCCCCCACCCCCGGCCGCGGUCCGGGCUGGACGGAGGUCCGGCUGGAGGUGGGCGGCGGCGGCGGCAGACGCUGCACCGAGGCUCCGCCGCCUCCCGGGCAGGCCCCGCGCCGCGCACACACCUGCCCCUUGGCCGCGGCGACCCUUGUCACUGGGGGAGGGGAGCCCUCUGUACCCCAGUUGGAACCGACGGAAACGCGAACACGAGCCUCUGGAGCCCGAAUCCGGAGGGCCGGCGACACUCGGAGCCAGGCUCGGGGCGAGGUCCCGAGCCCGGGGUCCCCGCGCGCCCGCCACACCCUCCCCGCGCGGGUCGGCCGGGCCGCGGCCUCUCCCCGCGCAGCCCGGCCCUCGGGGCUCCUCGCCGGCCUGGGGACGCGCCGCCUUCCGGCCGGGCCGCGGAGACACUCACCCGCUCGGCGCGGCCGCCGCUCCGUCCUCUCCGGCCGCGCUGGGCCGCUCACGCCGCCGGGGAGGCGCCGGCCCCGCGGCCCCCGCCCGGCCGCCUGCGCCCCGCGGCUCCGCGCGCGCCCGCCGCCGCCAGCUGGCCCCGCGCGAGCGGCCGGGCCGCGGCGGGCAUGCUCCGGGCCGUCGGCGGGGGGCGGGCGGCGGGCGCACGUGCGGCGGCGGCCGGGGUCUGCGCGCUCGCGGCGGGGCGGCUGGACAGCUCUACGCGCGGCCGCCGCUCCUCGCGCGCCCCAGCGGCCGCUGCUGCCCGAGCGCGCCCGGCCCGCCGCGCAUUCCCUCACCCGGCGGCGGCGCUGCGCCUCCGUCAGGCGGCGCGGGGAGCGGCGGCGGCGGCGGGGCCGGGCGAGGGCCGCCUCCGCCGGAAGGACCGGGCCGCGUGGGCUCCCGCGCUGGCCGAGCCGGGCACUGCCCGCGUCCCCGACCCCAGGGCUGCCCGCUCCCCGGGGCCGGGGCUCGCCGCCGCGCGGGGACGCCUCGGGGCGCAGGACCCAGACCUCUUUCUCCUCCGAGUCUGUCGGGGACUCGCCAAGUGCCCUCGGGAGCAGCAGACCCGCGGCAGUCGUCGCUCUCACGUAG
Phyllostomus hastatus (greater spear-nosed bat) is the source of this 3429-nucleotide messenger RNA. RefSeq names its product collagen alpha-1(I) chain-like. The record is from RefSeq and is a predicted model, not a curated record. NCBI's taxonomy places the organism in Eukaryota, Metazoa, Chordata, Mammalia, Chiroptera, Phyllostomidae. The coding region runs from base 1 to 3429 and encodes 1142 amino acids. The transcript is spliced from 8 exons.